AUCUUCAUUACAAAAUAUCAAUGUCUCCCGCAACAUUAACCCUUUUCUUGCUCCUCCUCGCAUCUCUCUACUCAUUUUUUCACAUACUACGCGCCGUCCACCGCAAAUGUGACCGGAAACUUCCACCUGGCCCCCGAGCCUUGCCAAUUAUCGGCAACCUACACAUGCUUGGCAACCUCCCACACCAAACCCUUUAUCAAUUAGCCAAAAAAUAUGGCCCCAUAAUGUCAUUAAGGCUAGGUAACUUACCCACUGUGGUAUUAUCCUCCCCCAGCGCAGCUGAGCUAUUCUUAAAAACCCAUGAUCUCAUUUUUGCCAGCAGACCCAAACUCCAAGCCAUAGAAUACAUGGCAUACAAUAGCAAGGGCAUGAUUUUUGCAGAAUAUGGUUCAUACUGGAGAGACAUCAAGAAGCUGGUUACUCUAGAGCUGCUUAGCCCGUCGAAAAUCGAAUUCUUUGGGCCAAUAAGGAGGGCGGAGCUGGGGUGUUUGGUGGAGUCACUGAGGAGAGCGGCGGCAGCCGGUGAGGUGGUCGACCUUAGUGACAAGGUGCGUGAACUUGCUGAGAACAUGGUCUAUAAGAUGAUUUUGGGGCGAAGUAAAGAUGAGAGAUUUAAGUUGAAGGAAUCUGUUGCAGAGGGGUUGAACUUAAGUGGAGGAUUCAACAUAGCAGAUUAUGUGCCAUGGCUUGGUGCUCUUGACCUCCAGAGAUUGAUCCCACGCUUUAAGGCAGUGAGCAAGCAUAUUGACACAAUUCUAGAGACAAUUAUCAACGAGCAUGAACAAGAUUUUGGGCAAAGACAGCAGAAGGAUUUUGUUGAUAUUUUGCUUUUGCGAAUGAAUCAACAUAUGAGUUCCCAUGACAACAGUCAAGAACUCAAGUUAGAUCGAACAAAGUUAAAGGCUGUAAUACUAGACAUGAUCGCUGCUGCAUUCGACACUUCUUCAACAACGAUAGAGUGGGCGCUGUCAGAGCUUCAAAGGCAUCCACAAGUGAAAUUAAAGCUUCAAAAGGAGUUAGAAGAGGUUGUUGGAAUGGACAAAAUAGUAGAGGAGACAGACUUGGGGAAAUUAAAUUACCUUGAUUUGGUCGUUAAGGAGACAUUUAGGUUGCAUCCUGCCGUGCCAUUACUACUUCCCCAUGAGUCCACAGAAGACAUUACCGUAAAUGGUUAUGACAUACCAAAGAAGUCAAGAAUCUUAGUUAACGCUUGGGCAAUUGGAAGAGAUCCAGUGGCUUGGUCGGAGAAUGCACAGGAGUUCUUUCCAGAAAGGUUCAUUGGACGCGAUAUGGAUGUCCGAGGACAUGAUUUUCAGCUCAUACCAUUUGGAUCAGGUCGGAGAGGUUGCCCGGGUUUGCAGUUAGGGGUAUUAACCGUUAAAUAUGUUUUAGCUCAGCUGGUGCAUUGCUUUGACUUGGAAUUGGCAGAUGGUAUGUUUCCUUCAGGAUUGGACAUGACUGAGAAAUUUGGGCUCACACUGCCCAGAGCAAAUCACUUACUUGUGAAGCCAACCUACCGUUUGGUUAAUAUGUAAAAGGAAUAUAUUUGGUUAUAUGUUCUUUAACUAAGUAAGUUAAAUUCUCAAUUUCAUCUCUUAAUUUUUAUUUUUAAAUCAAUUCAUUGUUAAACC
This is a messenger RNA of Rubroshorea leprosula, 1631 nucleotides long. Lineage: Eukaryota; Viridiplantae; Streptophyta; Magnoliopsida; Malvales; Dipterocarpaceae. The record is from the annotation of a GenBank genome assembly.